Messenger RNA from Funneliformis geosporum, 174 nucleotides. The record is from the annotation of a GenBank genome assembly. NCBI's taxonomy places the organism in Eukaryota, Fungi, Glomeromycota, Glomeromycetes, Glomerales, Glomeraceae.
AUGCAGAGCCACCAUUAUCGUAUGGUGGAUGCCGUGACUUUGGCAGAGUUUAGAGCCAAUUUAAUUAGAAUAAAUGAAAUCGAAGCUCAAUCAGAAGUAUUUAAUGCGAGAAUCUUAGCUCUAAGUACAGAACUUGAGCAAAGAAUUAGAAUUUUAGAAGAAGGGUAUACUUAG